AUGGCGCCGUUGGUGCUUCACAACGUGCCCGAUGACGAGCUGUACAUAGGGGCAGAUGGCGUGACGCGGCCAUUUGCUGUGGUCGGCGCAGCAGAUGAGUACGUCGAGGAACUUCUGAAAGCUCUGGACAGCAGAAGCCCUGUGAUGAUCCAAAAAGCUAACCAUAUCUUUUAUUUGAAAUGUACAGGCGGCGAUCGGCACGGUUACGGCGACAAGCAACAGCCACACACGGGUCAUUCGGCCGGGCACGGUCACGACCACGGGCAGGGUCGGUUGGCCCCGGCGGCGCGCGUGUCAAGCAGCAGCAAAGCAAGCCGGCAGUAA
Messenger RNA from Sporothrix schenckii 1099-18, 324 nucleotides. RefSeq lists its product as uncharacterized. Bases 1 to 324 code for a protein of 107 amino acids. The transcript has a single exon. Lineage: Eukaryota; Fungi; Ascomycota; Sordariomycetes; Ophiostomatales; Ophiostomataceae. The record is from RefSeq and is a predicted model, not a curated record.